AUGUCCAUGGAUUUUGAUUUUGCUUCGCUAAAAUCGGCGGAUAACAACCACAAGAGUUCUUUCAAAACUGGAGCAUACCGCCAAUCAGAGGUCAACUCUCAACCGCUCACUGCGGCUCAAGUUCUCGCUAUCGGUGUUUGCAAAAAGGAAAACCAUGCAGCCGAGGGAAAGGUGGCUGCAGCCGAGCCGCAACCUCUCAAGCCUCCUCUACCUUUUGAUCCGCUGACUGCUGCCUUACAUGGAAUGCCAAAGCUGGAGAGCAUCGUGAAAACUGAAGCAAUUGAUGAAUCUUCUGCUGCUGGAGCCUUGCUUGGCCUUCAUGGCAACAAGCUUUCACACAAUCAAGUUGAGCAUAAUCGACGACUCAAAGCAAAGCAGCUUUUUGAUGAAUUGAAGCUUUUGCUUCCAGGCGGGGAGGACCCUCUCAAGGUGAGGGAUCGAAAUGCGCUUUUGAAGAUGGCAGUGGACGUUAUGAAGGCACUGCAGUCCUAUAUUUCCAAGAUUGAAUCGAAUAUGCCAGAUUGCUCACCCUUGCACAAUGACACAAAGGCCGAGUCAAAGGAGAAUUCUGGGACAGACGAUGAAGCACACUUCCGUGGUCCUGGUAAUUAUUCAGAAGUUUUGGCAGGGUUAAAUCAAUCCACUGCAGAGCAAACAGCCUUUGCAGGAAUGGAAAUGGAGCUUGAGAGUGGAGAUCAGGAUCGCAAGCUUAGCCACAGCGAAGCCGAACAGCGACGUCGACAAAUCGCCAGAAACUACUACAACGAGCUCAGGGCUUUCUUACCAGGGAAUGACAAGGACAAAUUGGACAAAAACGCUGUGUUGCAACGUACCAUCUUCUGCAUUAAGCAAGCAGCUGCAGCUGCAGCGCUUUCAGGAAAUCCACCUGUGGAAGAGCAUUCUCACUCGGAAGAUGAUGCAAUGCAGCCCGAGCAAGGACUCUCGGAAUCCCCUCCCGAUGUAGUUCGUGGUUUUUUGGCAAUGGUGGCGUCAGGGCCAGCGAACGCGAACUUUCUCAAAGCUGGAGAGUGCAGCGCAAACGGACGAAUCGACGCAUGCGCGACUGAACAAACUGAUGCGGUGUGA
This is a messenger RNA of Guillardia theta CCMP2712, 1086 nucleotides long. RefSeq lists its product as hypothetical. NCBI's taxonomy places the organism in Eukaryota, Cryptophyceae, Pyrenomonadales, Geminigeraceae. The coding region runs from base 1 to 1086 and encodes 361 amino acids. Gene Ontology annotation, biological process: regulation of DNA-templated transcription. The transcript is spliced from 2 exons. The record is from RefSeq and is a predicted model, not a curated record. Gene Ontology annotation, molecular function: protein dimerization activity; DNA-binding transcription factor activity.